This is a messenger RNA of Cladocopium goreaui, 315 nucleotides long. Lineage: Eukaryota; Dinophyceae; Suessiales; Symbiodiniaceae. The record is from the annotation of a GenBank genome assembly.
AUGACGGUCCGAAGCUCACCGCGUCAGGACGAGGAGACCGGAUUGUGCAAAGUCAUGAGGCAGGCAGAGCACUUUGAGCUCCAUCACAGCAGCCUUUGUGACAAAAUGUGGAAGUGUCCUGCAGAGGCCAUGGUUCUGGUGAUCCAGAAGAUGUUGAAAGAGCUUCGGCAGAUGACUCCCCAGGAGCUGCAUCUGCUGGACCUUCAGUUGCUGGAAGCCACUGCGGAGCUCUUGAGUUAUUUGGAGGUGUCGAAUUUGGAUCUGCACCCGGAGGAUGUGGAGGAGGCCUCUCUGGUCGCCUGUGGUAGUGCUUAG